Messenger RNA from Mycena citricolor, 1089 nucleotides. The record is from the annotation of a GenBank genome assembly. NCBI's taxonomy places the organism in Eukaryota, Fungi, Basidiomycota, Agaricomycetes, Agaricales, Mycenaceae.
AUGAGCAAUCCUGGCAAACAACCCCACCGCUUUCACCCAAACACUCGAGCUGGGAAUCCCCUACCUCCCUCUCGUGUCACCCCAGCUUCUGCUGCGCCCGAUUCGGGGCCGACCACCAACGUUGCCAGGCCCCUGAGUGUCCAGGGUGACACUCCGGCUCCUCAUCACCUUGACAACCGCGUGGCAAUGGCCCCGUCAGCCUCCUGCGGUCGGCUGGCUUCCCCCAACUUGCUGUACAGUCGCGCAGGAAUGCUGGUCGCUCCUCCUCCUUCCUCAGCCGUGGCAAUGACUGUGGGGUCACCCCGGUUGCCACGAGACAUCCCGGACUCUGGUCCGGCAAACCCAGCCCCUGUCUCUGACAGGGAGAACCUUAUUGAAUUUGACAACAAGGCUAGCGACGCUUCGACAGCGCCGUUACGCAGUGCCGGCUGGUCGCCGGUAACCCAGGACCGCACGAGUGAACGGCAUACCGUUGCCUUGCUUACACCCACAACCAUUGCUCGCGCGAUGGCAAGCAUGAGCAUUCAAGAGCUGGUGGAAUUUGCCCGCCGCUAUCAAGCUAUUGCUCAGGAAGCUUUAGCUGCAGCGGCUGAACAGAGUGCUUUGCGCGACAAUGCCACAGAAAGUGCAAACAAAGACUUGAUUAGAAUGAAUACUGCAGAUAAGCGAAUAGAUGAUUUUACUGAACACGAACGGGAGCCGUCUCUUGUGAGCUCUUUCUAUCCAGUCUUUGAGUCCACCCCCGCCAUUGAUCAUCCUGUUGUUGAGCAUGUCAAUGGUGACCCAUCCCAACCCAAGGGCAAGGGUGUUGAUCCUCAAAAUUGGGGAGCGCUCUCGGAUCCUAUAGGUGAAUCUGAAAUUGAAGACCAGCAUAUUGCACUGGAGAACUUCGCGGAGAUUCAGCAAAUGAAAUUGGAAUACUACUCACCUUCAAGUCUCCAGGCGCAUUGCUUCUUACUGUGUCACCCUGGGCUGAAGGUGAAGACUGCUGCUCCUUUUGAGGAAUGCUGUGCCAAAGCUCUCAAUCUGACAGUGACCCACCAGUACUUUGAAAUGAUCUCCUUUGUCAUCUCUGAAUACAAUAUUUAG